GGCGUCCUUAGCGAUUUUUGAUUUUUUCAUGAAGUAAAUCCACAAUUUUCCACUUUGUGGUCAAUGAAAUUUGUCCAAACUUUCCAACGUAAUAAAACUUCAUUAUGUCUUUCCAUAAACCAGACCUUUAUCGAUGGAAACGCCGUGAAGAACCUAGAGUUUACUCGAGAAGCCAGAGAGUUGCAACUGAUAACGAUAUCCAAGAUUGGAUAAAGACAGUUGAAGAUGCGUCCAGCAAGGCCGCAGCAGAAGCGUUUGGUCUUCCGUAUCAAGUGACUAGAACCCAGGGAAAAGCUAAAGCAAAGGCAGCGAUUCAGCAUGUGAGAGAACAUGAUGCUGCAUAUGCUGAGGCACAAGACCUGCUCAACCAAUGGGUUACAGAAAAAGUCAACUUGGAUGACGGUGACGGCUAUGAUGACAUGGACGAUGGUUGGUGCAAUAAACCUAGCAAGGCCGAAAUCAAGCGUGAAUGGGACAAUAUGGUCGUUUUAGGGGAUUAUCAGGAUGAGAAUCCCGACGUGCCAAGCGCGUACAAGCACAGGACGCCAUCUGUUGACCCCUACUACGAUCUUGAAAACGAAAACGAAAAUGAAAUUGUCGGUAACAUCUUGAACAACCUGAUGGAAAAAGACGUCGUACAUGAGGGUUUCAAGGGCGAUCUUGGCCUUGAGAAGCGGCCCGAGGUCGACCCGCGGACGAAGAUGAAGCUGCGUCAUCAGCAGGUGAAGGAGAAUCGCGAGAGGAGAGAGCGGGAGUUGGAAAAAAAGAACCGAGAACAACGCACCAGGAAAGAAACGCAAUUUCAGGCAAAACAAAUUGUCAUGAAGGAAGAGAAGGAGAGGGCGAUGAAAGAAAAGAGAGAGGACCUGCUCUUGCAGCAAGAGAUGGCCAGAGUCAGAAAGGAGAUGUUUGAACAGCGGAGAAUGGAGGAGGAGAAGAAAGCAAGGGACAGGAAAGAAAAGGAAGCACUCGCCCAGAGUGCCCUGGAGGAACUAGAGCGCCAACGGUGGGAAGAAGAGCAACAAGAAAUGGAAUCGCGGCACAAAGUUGAGAUGGAGUACAGGCGCCGCCAAGCCGAAAUAGAAAACCUCCAGAAAGAAUUCUCGUCAAAGAAUUUCAAACUUUUACAAAAGUAUUUUUCGGCGUGGUAUGACGUGGUUCUAGAGCGUCGACUGCAAAUGGGCAAGGCACGGGCGAUGGCCGACUGGCGCUGUUUGCUGCGGGCGUGGAACGGCUGGAAGAUGUACGCCCGUGGGCGCCGGCUGGAUCGCGAGGCGAGGGAGCAUGAGGAAGACAUGAAGUUAUAUCACAGAAAACGACAAAUGGCCGAUGCUCAUCACCGCCUUACCCUCUUGCGACGAUGUUUCAUGGCGUGGCAACUCUUCCUCACGCUCAACGAGGCCGAGCAGGAACUCCACAAAGGCCAGAACGCCACCAAAAACAAGAUGGCGGCGUUUCUUGAGAAGGCUGCGACGGGGAAACUCUGGAGUGACCGUCCUUCUCCUAAAUCGGAGAGUCCUAAGAGUAAUGCACGGGUCGACCGUGUAGAUUCUGCCAGGAAAAAAGUGGAUGAAAUUUUUGCUGCGAAUGAAACGCGCCCCAGACACCGACUAGGAAACGAAUCUACACGCAGUGAAGUGACUACCUCGAGGAGUGAAACAUCGACCAUCACAAAUAACUCGUCCCGUCAUCAUGGCGUGAAAGUACCUACAGAGCCCUGGCAAGUGACGAGAAAACACUUGAAACUAACCAAUGAGCAGAUAGCUGCGUUAGGUCAAGGUCAGGAGCAAGAGGUCGUAGGUCAAGGUAACCCACAACGGGAGAGGCGACUUCGUCAGGAGAUACGCGCGUGGGAAAAGCCCGCCCCGCCGACGAGUAAUUUCGAACAUCGCCACAAGGAGCAGCAGAGUAUGUUGAAGGUGCAGCAGAAGCAGAUUCAGGAACAGCAGAAGUUGAUCGAAGAUCUGCAGUAUAUGCAGCAGCAGCAGUUACUGCAACAGCAGCUCGUCAAGCAGCAGGACAUCUCGCAGCAGCUCAACAAUUCCGUGAAUCUCCAGAACCUGCAAACGGCCCAGGUCCAGCUAGAAAAUCUUCAACGGAACGCUGUGGGACUCACCAAACAAACAAAUGUCAAAAACAAGCAGACGUCAGGAAAGUCCCAGGUUUCUGGUCAGGGUGACGGGCCCGACACGGCCAGAACAGAGUUGACCAGCGUGUCAACUGGAGCAUCAACGAUGGCCAGUAAGACCAGCAAUCGGCACAGGGACUUCCAGCGAAAGAUGGAGGAGAGAGCGGCCGAGAGGCAACGCAUCAAGGAGGAACGUGAGACGAAGAAGAGGCAAUUGGAUCAGGAAAAAUAUGCAAAGAUGAAGGCGGACGAAGAGGAACGUCUGAAGAGGGAAGAAGAGGAGAAGAAAGCAAGGGUCGAGGCGCGCAGAGAACAGAAAAGAAUGGAGAGACAGCGAGAGGUAGAGAAACAACGACAGAUGGAGAGGACCCAGGAGCUGCUCAACUUGGCCGAAGAUCAUUAUCGAAAAUCUCACCUGAGAAGAAAGGGAUUUUCACCAUGGAGAAAACUGAUUGCAAUCGCUAGAGAGAAUGAGGAGAAGGCGAUGGAAUAUCACAGUCAUUCUGUUUUACGGAGGUCUUUGCUCUCGUGGCGUGACGUCAUCCGACAAGAGGUUGAAGAAAAAGAGGUGAUGGCUGAUAUGCUGUACAAGUUUACUGUCGUCAGGAGGUCGUUUAAAAACUGGAGAAGACAUGGUAAAUACUUAGCCAUCCACGAAGAAAAGGCGAGACGCUUUUACGAGAAGAAUGUAAAAUGGAAAAUCAUCCGGGCCUGGGCAGACUAUUCAAUCGAAGCCAAAAUGAGAAUGUGGGAAUUGGAGAGAUUGUCUCGUGAACAUAACAUUCAUCGGAUGAAAAAGACGCAUUUCUUAGCGUGGCGGCGCUAUCCCAAAGUGCUUCAGGAGGAACGGUUGAGAGAGAAACGUAAAGCCGAUAUGCGGAAAAAGGUUGCGUCUAUUUUGCCAGAUUUCUCUGGGCUGGACCAGAGUAGGACGUCUUUUGACUGAUGGCUAGGCUUUUGUAAGCUUACCAAACUGACCCAUCACAGCAAAACAAGGCACGGAAGAUUGAUGGAAGAAAUUGAUGUGCUCCACUUUCACAAAAGGCAGACAACAGUGAAAUGAGAAACCAGUCCAUCUCAACCUGCCAAGCUUAGAGCAAGGUGUCAGGUUCUGCUGUGACAGGUCAUAACUGUGUUCGCCACGGAAAUCUUCUCACUCAAUAGUUUGAACACACCUUCUGUGUCAGUGUUUAUAAAGGCAGCAGGCUGCCCUCAGCUAUCCUAAUAUCCGUCCAGAAUUAUUGCAGGAAAUCGAAAUGCCUUAGUGAUGUCUUGAAACGUUUAUGGUGUAUGGAUGAAUCCCAUUGAGGCUUGAGGUCGGCCCAUCACAUGUUUGAUAUCACAACAGACCUGCAACACCAUCAAAUUCAAUCACAAAUUUCAAAUUUUUAAUUUUUAACCAAGGGUGUUUGCCUUUAGUGUUGUAGAUUUUGGUGCCAUCAGGAUGGCUUUUGCCUGCCCUGCUCCCUCCGGUUACCCCCUGGCCCUGCUGCAAGUUUGGAAAAUGCACCAUGACUGGUAGUUUGACCCAACACUUGUACUUUUCUGCUAUCUGGCUAGCUCACUCAUAGCAAGAGCAUCUAGGCUUCAUGUAGAAUGGUACUUUGCUAAGAAAGAUACCUAAAUAGUGACUUUGAGAGUCAUUUUAUAAAUGACUCAAAUUCUGUCGAUCAGA
Molecule: messenger RNA, 3803 nt
Organism: Lineus longissimus
Lineage: Eukaryota; Metazoa; Nemertea; Pilidiophora; Heteronemertea; Lineidae
Product: coiled-coil domain-containing protein 191-like
Exons: 13
Coding region: 105-3074 (989 amino acids)
Source: RefSeq, a predicted model, not a curated record